AUGGCACAAGUAACGCGAGGACCAGUCAAACAUAGCCUGGUGGAUGGUGGGGAACAGGACCCCAGUGGAUCUGGAAGAUCUGGCAGCAGCGAAAGUGAAAGUGACAGUGAAAGUGACAGUGAUAGUGAUAGUGACAGUGACAGUGACAGUGACAGUGACAGUGACAGACCAAUGGUGAAGCCGGUGUUUCUCUCCAAAUCCAAGAGACAACCCGGCCAAUCCCCCCAGGAGGACACCGACAGGUUGAAGAGAAUCACCUUAUCCAAGGCAGAGCAUUCGUUGCAGGCGGACGAAAAGGAAGUCAAGGAGGACCAAUUCGACGGAAUACAGGACACGGACGACGUGAACCCUGAAGCAGAAUAUUUAGAGUGGAUGCAGCGAGAGUACCAACGCUACCAGCGAGAUCGAUCGACGCUUAAGCUGGAAGAAGACGAAAAAGAUGCCUUGGUUAGACGAAGAUUGAAUCUCGAGGUGCCCAGUGUGGAUGAGCCCAGUGCUGAUGGGUCCACUUUCCAAUUGGAUCUCCCAGUCAAAAGACCGCACCCCCCGGCAAAACCCUCUCGUCCUACUAAGCUCAAACUUAAAAAGUAG
This is a messenger RNA of Hyphopichia burtonii NRRL Y-1933, 591 nucleotides long. RefSeq lists its product as uncharacterized. Gene Ontology annotation, biological process: mRNA splicing, via spliceosome. The transcript has a single exon. The coding region runs from base 1 to 591 and encodes 196 amino acids. Lineage: Eukaryota; Fungi; Ascomycota; Pichiomycetes; Serinales; Debaryomycetaceae. Gene Ontology annotation, molecular function: RNA binding. Gene Ontology annotation, cellular component: U2-type spliceosomal complex. The record is from RefSeq and is a predicted model, not a curated record.